GACUGCUGCAGCAUUAGCCUUCUCUCUAACCUCCCUUUCCUAGCAAAUGCACCCCUCCCCACACCUGAAGUUGCUGGUGGCCCCUUCUUCCUCUGCACCUGCCCAAGUAUCACAGGACAGGCUGAAAAUUCCGAGAAGAGAUCAACUCUAGCUGGAUCUUCAGCACUAAGGCUCAUAGGGGUUACUACAUCCAGGAUAAAAGUAGGGCAAUGCCAAGGAGCUGGUGAAGACUUAAUUUUUUUCCAAGAAUGGUUGACAGUACCAAGUAUGAAGUGGCUGCCCAGCAUGAUGAAGAUGCGUCCUCCUUGGCCAAGGAGUCCAAUUCAAAGCCCGAACAGAUAAAGUUGAAGAAGGAGAUCUCCUUGAUCAAUGGGGUGUGCCUGAUUGUGGGGAACAUGAUUGGCUCUGGUAUCUUUGUUUCACCUAAAGGUGUACUCAUGUACAGUGCUUCCUUUGGUCUCUCUCUUGUUAUCUGGGCUAUUGGGGGUGUCUUCUCUGUCUUUGGAGCUCUUUGCUAUGCUGAGCUGGGGACCACCAUCAAGAAGUCUGGGGCCAGCUAUGCCUAUAUCCUUGAGGCCUUUGGGAGCUUCUUGGCCUUCAUCCGACUCUGGACUUCCCUCCUUAUCAUUGAGCCCACCAGCCAGGCCAUCAUUGCCAUCACCUUUGCCAACUACAUGGUACAACCGAUCUUCCCCAGCUGUUUUGCUCCAUAUGUUGCUGGACGCCUGAUUGCAGCUGCCUGUAUCUGUCUCUUAACCUUCAUUAACUGUGCUUAUGUCAAGUGGGGAACAAUGGUACAGGACAUUUUCACCUAUGCGAAAGUACUGGCCCUGAUUGCAGUCAUCAUUGCUGGCAUUGUCAAAAUAGGCCAGGGACAUACAACUAACCUUGAGAAUUCAUUUGAGGGGUCUUCAUAUUCGAUGGGAAAUAUUGCCUUGGCACUGUAUUCUGCUCUUUUCUCUUACUCUGGCUGGGACACUCUCAACUAUGUCACAGAGGAGAUCAAGAAUCCUGAAAGGAACUUGCCCCUCUCCAUUGGCAUUUCCAUGCCCAUUGUCACCAUUAUCUACAUUCUGACCAAUGUGGCCUAUUACACUGUGUUGAACAUGAAGGACAUCAUGGACAGUGAUGCUGUUGCUGUGACAUUUGCCGACAGAAUUUUUGGAAUGUUCAACUGGAUAAUUCCCCUGGCUGUUGCCUUAUCCUGUUUUGGGGGUCUCAAUGCUUCCAUUGUGGCUGCUUCCAGGCUCUUUUUUGUGGGCUCACGAGAAGGCCACCUCCCUGACGCUAUCUGUAUGAUUCAUGUUGAAAGAUAUACUCCGGUGCCAGCCCUGCUCUUCAAUGGAGCCAUGGCGCUUAUCUACUUGUGUGUGGAGGACAUCUUCCAGCUCAUCAACUACUACAGCUUUAGCUACUGGUUCUUUGUGGGUCUCUCCAUUGUGGGGCAGCUCUACUUACGCUGGAAGGAACCCGAUCGAAACCGGCCCCUCAAGCUCAGUGUGAUCUUCCCCAUUAUCUUCUGCCUUUGUACCAUCUUCCUGGUGGCUGUCCCUCUUUACAGCGAUACCAUCAAUUCCCUUAUCGGCAUUGGCAUUGCCCUCUCAGGCCUACCCUUUUACUUCUUCUUCGUCAGAGUGCCAGAACACAAAAGGCCAUACUGCCUCCGAAGAACUGUGGCUUUGGCCACAAGAUAUCUCCAGGUCCUGUGCAUGUCGGUUGCUGCAGAGAUGGAUUUGGAAGAUGGGGAAGAGAUGCCCAAGCAACAGGACCCCAAGUCCAACUAAUCAAUUACUUGACUUCUCUUAUGAGACUCUGAAGGCAGGGAAUUUCCUUUUCUUACUGGCCAGGGCCAAAGAGAUAGGAUCCUCCUUCCAUGAAGACAACCUACCAAGUCCAGAUCUGGCUUUGGGACAGCUUUAGAACCUUUUGAACUUAUUCUUUAAGAGAAUGGAGAAUAAUUUAUUGUUUUUAUUACUUCUUGUACCAAGUUUUUCAAUGGAAGUUUGGGGGUGGGAACAAACAUGCCUUGGGCUUAGUUUCCCUAUUAGCAGGUCCUAAGGAGGAGGAGCAGGUGCCCAGAACUUUCACUCACUGAAUUCUGUACCACCUACUCAUCCCUCUUUCCCACUGGGAACCCCACUAGGGUUAGCAAUGCUCCCGGCUUUCUGUCUGCAUCAGGGAGGAACCCAUCAAAGGGGCAGAAGGCACUUGUAGGACCAUCUUGGAUAACAAUAAAAGGGAUGACA
Molecule: messenger RNA, 2246 nt
Organism: Dromiciops gliroides (monito del monte)
Lineage: Eukaryota; Metazoa; Chordata; Mammalia; Microbiotheria; Microbiotheriidae
Gene: SLC7A7
Product: solute carrier family 7 member 7
Exons: 11
Coding region: 249-1784 (511 amino acids)
Biological process (GO): amino acid transmembrane transport
Cellular component (GO): membrane
Molecular function (GO): L-amino acid transmembrane transporter activity; basic amino acid transmembrane transporter activity
Source: RefSeq, a predicted model, not a curated record